CAACACCGCACUCAAUUUUCUUCUACUACUUAUUAUUACUUCUUAUAUUCUCUUUUCUCUAUAAUAUAUCUAUUUCCUUUUUAAUUUCUACAUAUAGAGAGAGACCAAAAAAAAAAGAUUCUAAGGAAAGAAAGAAAAAUAUAUACUUUUAUUGAUAAGAAAAUGAAAGGAAAAUAUAUAGAAGAAAGAAAAAACCAGUCUAACAAUAUCUACAUGUUUGCUAAACUUCAUCAAACACAAAAUUUCCACCAUCACCAUCAACCGCCACCAUCACAACCUGCAGCAUCCACCGCAGCACCGCCGCCUACAUCCGCCAACGACGGCGCUACCAUCGAAGUCAUCCGCCGUCCACGUGGCCGUCCACCCGGGUCGAAAAACAAACCCAAACCCGAAUCCAAUUUCAUCUUAACAACACGUGAUGAUCAUGUGGAAAAACCCACCAUGAGUCCUUACAUCCUCGAAAUUCCAAUCGGAGCUGAUAUUAUCGAUUCGAUUUAUCGAUUUUGCGGGAAUCAAAAUAUGGGUCUAUGUAUUCUAAACGGGUCGGGUACUGUUACAAAUGUUACUCUUAAACAACCUUCAAUUAACCCAGCUGAUUCUACAAUUACCUUCCAUGGAAGCUUCAAUAUUCUUUCAAUUUCAGCUACAAUUAUUCCAAGUGAUUUUUCUAGGGUUCCAAAUGGGUUCAGUAUUUCGUUAGCUGGGCCACAAGGUCAAGUUGUUGGCGGGCCUGUAAUUGGGCCGCUUUUAUCAGCUGGGCCUGUAUGUUUAAUUGCUGCGACGUUUAAUAAUCCUUUUUAUCAUAAGUUUCCGGCGGGGGAUGACGGCGACGGCGGUCAUUCGCCGGUUUCAGAUGCCGGAGAUAGUGGGCCUUCACCGGGAUCAACUCAUCAGGAGUAUUGUUAUAGUUCUAAUCAGUUGCCAUCGGAUGUGAUAUGGGCACCUACUGCUAGACAACCACUGCUUUACUGAUUCAGAAUCGUAUUUAAAAUUUAAAGUUUAUGAGUUAAAUUAUUUAAAAAUUUAUUUCGUGUUUUAAUAUAAUAGGUUUAAAACAUAUUAGAUUUUAGUAAAUAUUUAAAAUAUAUAAAAUUUAAGUCAAAGCUACUAUUAAUUAAUGUACUGGCUUUGACAUUUUG
Messenger RNA from Solanum dulcamara, 1139 nucleotides. Its product is annotated as AT-hook motif nuclear-localized protein 28-like. Gene Ontology annotation, cellular component: nucleus. The record is from RefSeq and is a predicted model, not a curated record. The transcript has a single exon. Bases 163 to 972 code for a protein of 269 amino acids. Gene Ontology annotation, molecular function: minor groove of adenine-thymine-rich DNA binding; DNA-binding transcription factor activity. NCBI's taxonomy places the organism in Eukaryota, Viridiplantae, Streptophyta, Magnoliopsida, Solanales, Solanaceae.